Ictalurus furcatus (blue catfish) is the source of this 6241-nucleotide messenger RNA. It is a transcript of the gene tmc6b, whose product is annotated as transmembrane channel-like 6b. Bases 1701 to 4088 code for a protein of 795 amino acids. Gene Ontology annotation, molecular function: mechanosensitive monoatomic ion channel activity. The transcript has 21 exons. Gene Ontology annotation, cellular component: plasma membrane. NCBI's taxonomy places the organism in Eukaryota, Metazoa, Chordata, Actinopteri, Siluriformes, Ictaluridae. The record is from RefSeq and is a predicted model, not a curated record.
AGUCAGAUAUCAUAUAUUUCUUCUUCUUCUACUUCUUCUUCUUCUUAUUAUUAUUAUUAUUAUAGGAAUAGCUAUUGGAAGCUAAUACUGUUAGUUUUUACCAUUAAAAUCAAACAAAGGUCACACAAACUUACACACUGUGGGUGGACACAUUCUUCCUUGUAGAUUAAUGUUGCACACAAAUGGAAACCACAAAAUGCACAGUGAGGUAAUGACAGACAUGAAUGAAACUUCACCAAUGACAUUUAAGACACUGCUUAGUUUCACAGUGUCUUAAAUAGAAAUAUGUGAGCUCUCACAGUUUACAUAGCUUAGACUUCAACACAUACGAACACACCAUUUAGAACUAGAAAAACACUUACUUUUGUGAGUAGCACUAUAUAUAGCAAACUCAUUGUUUUUUUUUUUAUUUGACUGCUAAAUGCAUAGGAUACAAACACGGGUCAGAAAAUUGUGCUUUGUUAUUUUAAUUUUAUUUUGGGGUUUAUGCAUGUAAGUCAUUGUGGUAUGACAUACACAGAAACAUGUCCUAAAGAUGUAAAAUGCACUGUACUGCAGGAAUUACCUGUAUGGCGUUACUAAUAUUGCAAUACCAUGUAUUGUGGAAAUGUCAAGUAUUUUGAUAUAAUAUUUUUUGCCAUAUCGUCCGUCACUGGUUAAAACUUCAAACUCACAAAAUGGAACCGUUGUUCAGAUGAUCUGCGGUUAUGUUCACUGGUGUUUGUAAAACACGGAUGUAAGUAGUUUGAGCUAUUUUAUCUACAUUAUUACUGUGACCUUAUUAGAAAAUGUCUCCAGAUUUCUGGAACCCUUAAAAAAUACAAUAACUCAACAAAAGUCCUGUAAAAAAAUAUAUUUAUUUAAUUAUUUUUUACCUUCCACACUGGAAGAAACCAGUGAGCUGCAUUUUAACUGUAAACAAGGUGCUAUAUAUAAAUUCUUCCAGCUUUUGAAAUAUAAAAAGCAUGCAUUUAUGAGCAUGCGCAUAAAUCCUAGUUAGGACUAGGGUUAUUUGUCAGAUUGAGUUUUUAAAAAUUAAAAUAACCAUCUAUUUUUUUUUUUUUUUUUUUUUUUUUUUUAAAUUACUAGCAUAGUCGUUUUGUGGUUUAUUCCAGCAGUGGAAAAAGACAUUUUACACUUGGACAGACUAUGGCGUGGUGUAAUAUUAAUUACAGGCUAUUGUUUGUUUUGUUUUGUUUUGUUUUUUUUACACACUGUUAUGAUUAAUGAGUUACAGCCAAUCAAAAUUCACUCAUUGGGUAAUCGAGUUGUGCCAAUGGGGCUGUACCACUUUUGUAUAACUUGGGAAGAAUUCAAUUACGUAAACGCGGUGUAAUUACUAUAAGCAUAAUGCUGUCUAAAUGUACUUCUUGGUUUAUGGUUUUAAACUGCAGUACGAAAUAAUGAGACAGGAUUUGUCACUUUCUUAUAGCCCUGCUUGUUUGUCUAACACUUGACACCCCCCACAUACCCCCGGAAAACGGAAGUUGUCUACUGAGCAGACAGAAACACACCGAUACUGAAAUACACACAAUUGCAGAUUGAUUUGUGGAGUUCAGUCAGCAGCGAUAGUGCCCAGUCUACUCGGAGCUGAUGCCACAGAAUGACAGGAGGCAGGAGCAAGUGCAAGGCAUUUAGCUUUUGUGUGUCGAUGGACUUUGAGUGACUGGUUGAGGCAGGACCCUCGGACUACAGUGGAGAUGGCGGCUCGUAACGUGAGCUUCGACACAGACUCCCACUUAAUGGAGGCAGGACUGGAAAGCCCUGUGGAUGAAAAUGUGGUUCAUGACUCAUUCACUCAGCUUAUUCAGGAACAGAGUCAAGAUCUAAACAGCCAUGCAGAAGAAAUAGAGAUGUACCCUCUAAUUGAAGAGACCGGAGAUGAUUUUCCAUCCUUUGCUGUUGAUGAGUAUGGCGGGACGACUGAACCAUUCCUGGACGAACGCUGGUCUUCAGCCACUCUCAGAGUUCUCUCGUCAAUGCCCAGCCGCACUAUUGGACGCAGUCGAGGGGCAAUCCUCUCUCAAUAUUAUACCCGCACCAUGCAGAUGUGCAGACGCAGACAGAGCCGACCCUCCAUUCGCUCCUUCUCCCGCUCCGCGAGGCCCAGCAUCUGCGGCUACCGUGUUGAUAGCAACACUGAGAUCUUCGAGAGGGAGGAGAGUAAGAGGGAGCGGCUGGUGAAUAACUUGCAGAACCUGUCUGUGGGCGAUCGAGUGCGCAUGCUGAAAGCUAUUCCGUUGAGCUUGGCAGAGAAGAGUGAACUCAGACAUUUGGCCUUAAAUAAAACUGGCCGCUCUAUGUACCUCGACCAAGUCCCCUGCUGCAGCCAUCUCAAAGAUUGUAUUUUCAUUUCUUUGAGACAAAGCUGGUACAGCUGGCUGUCGUUCCUGUCCUCACUGCAGUUAUGGCAGACGGCUCUGAAGACAGUGAGUGGCCGCUUCGGGACAGGCGUCCUCUCUUACUUCGUCUUCCUAAGGAAGCUGUUCUUCUUUAAUGUUUUCCUCUUCCUGGUGACGGGGCUCUUCUUGGUGGUCCCCCAAGCAGUGCGUCCUCCGAAACUAACCUCAGUCCCAUCUGUACAAUACGGCCUCGAGGUGCUCACUGGGACGGGUUAUUUUAAGGACUCCUUGAUGUACUACGGCUACUACAGUAACUACACUUUUAUAGAGAACUGCAGCAGUGUUGGAAACCAGAGAUCCUUUGGCAUUCAUCUAUCCUAUAACAUGCCUCUUGCCUAUUUCUUCACCAUUGGCAUGGCAUUCUUCAUCACCUGCAUCAUCCUCGUGUACAGUAUGUCCAAGUCUUUUGGACAGAGUUUCCGGAUUGACCGAUCCAAAGGUCUGCUUGCCAUAAAAGUCUUCAGUUCUUGGGAUUUCAAAGUCAGCAAGAAAUCGUCUGUUAGGCUGCAAUCUGAAAACAUCACCACUCAGCUCAGAGAGUUGGUGGCGGAGGUGAACCGUAAGAAGGUGAAGUCUUCGUUCUGGCAGCAUGUAGCAGUUGUGGCCAUCCAGUUACUGGCCUGGAUAAUAUGCAUUGGGAGCACUGUAGGGUGUUCCCUCGCCGUGUACUUCUUCUCAAGUACUUUCUCUGUACUUAGCAAGGAUUAUGCAAACACUACCAGUAACGACCUGCAGAAAGAAGCAAGCAUGCUGGCGCUCCCUGUGGUUGUGUCCACCAUUAACCUGCUCCUGCCCGGCUUCUUCAAUGUUGUGGCCUGGAUGGAAGAGUACGAGUCACCGAGCACACGCAACUAUGUUGCCAUUUUCAGGAAUUUAAUGCUGAAAGUGAGCGUGCUUGGAGUCUUGUGUCAUCAUUGGUUAGGUCGGGUGGCAACUGGAGAAAAUAAAUCACAGUGCUGGGAGAGUUUUGUGGGGCAGGAGUUAUAUAGGUUUCUCCUAAUGGACUUCAUCUUCACAAUGCUCGAUACCUUCUUUGGGGAGUUUCUGUGGAGAUGGUUUUCGCAGAAGGUUCUGAAGAAGGAAAGAAAGCCGGUGUUUGAUAUAGCCCGAAAUGUUCUCGAGCUCAUAUACGGACAGACAUUAGCUUGGUUGGGAGUGUUAUUUACGCCCCUCUUGCCCGCAGUGCAGGUUAUCAAGCUGUUCCUGCUUUUCUACAUGAAAAAGACGAGUCUGAUGAUGAACUGUCAGGCUCCCAGAAAGGCAUGGAGGGCGAGUCAGAUGACCACCUUCUUCAUCACCCUCCUCUGCUUCCCUUCCUUCCUGGGCGCAUCGGUGUGCGUCACCUAUACCAUGUGGACGAUAAAGCCAUCCCAGAGCUGUGGGCCGUUCCGUGGCCUCAACACCAUGUUUCAGGCAGGAAAAAAGUGGGUGGAGGCACUGGCCAGUGAUAACCCUAAUCUGACCUGGCUCACCUGGGUUCAUACAUACCUGGUGGAGAACCCUUUCUUCCUGUUCCUCGCUGCUGGAAUCUUCCUAAUAGUAAUCUACUUCCACAGCCAAGUGGUGGAUGGACAGAGGAAGAUUAUUGAGCUGCUACAGGAACAGAUUGAAAAUGAAGGAGAAGACAAGAAGUUUCUCAUCACUAGAUUACAAGACAUCCACGUUCAGAAACGUCCACAUUCCUGACAGCACAGCAGGACAACCAGAGAGGAGUCCAGUUUCACAUGACCUUCUCUGAGCCCUCUGCUUCUCAGUGUGAAAAGUGUCAAGUUGCAACUGGAGUAGCCCCCUGCUGUCCUGGAGCUGUAUUACAGGCAAACAGAAGUAACGCUGAAAGUUCUCAACAGGCAUUACUGCAGCAUGGCAUUGAGGGUAUCACACCAGUCAAUGCAUUUAAGCUUUUACUGGACUGCACAAACAUUUUAUUAGAUUUUUUAAAAAAUAUAUAUUUUCAAUUUCAAACCGUAUUAUCUUGCAAAAACUUGCAAAUUUCUUUAAAUGGUUUCUAGUAGAUUUCUAGUAAAAUUUUUACUUUAAAAAGAAAAAAAAAAGAGAUCAUUGUAGGAAAAUGGUGUUGUAGCAGGAAACAAAAUGCAACAUCUGCACCUGAGAAAGCAUGUCAUUUUAUAACUAAGUCUGUGAAAAAAUAUUUAUGUAAUGUUUAUCUUAUUCUUAAAUGUGAAUUUAAUAUGUAUUUAAAAUAUAGAUGUUAUUACGGUAUCUCAUCACAAAGUACAAGGUCGCUACUCACACAUGGAGGAGUAGAACCACUGAACAAAGGGAUAUUUCCGUUUUAGUUUGAGAAUUUAGUUAGGGUUUUUCUUUUGUACAGUAAAUGAUUUUAUAGUAUGUUUUUUUUUUGUACUACUGCUUUUAAUAAAUUGAAAAAUGUGAAAUGGUAAGUCUGUGACGCACAGCUCAAGAUUGGAAGUUCACAAACAUUUGCAUCUCAUGGUCAACACAAAUGAACACAAAGAUAGGGUGCCAAUAUUUUAAUUGCAAUUGGAAAUCAUUUUGCAGAUGAUAGAUAACUAAAAAUGACAAACUGCUCAUUUACAACUUUCUAAAAAUAGUUUUAGUGCAACUGCAGUUUCUAGAUUAUAUCAGUGUGGCUGUUUACCAUUAUUUUAGGUCUAGUUUUACUUGACAAGUGGUAUUAUUGACAUUCUAGCCUUUGUACUUUAACUGGAUGAUUAAAAGUAAUAUCUGAAGGAGUUAAACACAUGGACGAGGUCUGUUAGUUUGUCUUUCAAACUUUUCCUUGUCAUUGCUGUCAUGACUUGUGUCUCAAAUCAAAACCAUGUUUCAUUCAAAAGUAUGUACUCUAGACCAGUGGUUCUGAUCGUGGGAACCUGUUCCGAGGGAUCUGUGAAGGGUAGCCAGGGGGGUCUGUGAAAUCACAGCUGCACAAUUAUAAGCUAGUGAUCUAUUAUUGUGGUAUUAUAGUGAAAAACUGUAUAGAAUAGUACAGAAAUAUUUGAGGGACAGAAUAUGAGACAGCGCUAGGCUGUUGAGUAUGUUGUGGACAUUGCACCAUACUCUCACCCCUAUUAUGUUGGUUCUCCACCACACAGACCACACUAACACACUCUGGUUUUAUGUUCUCAAAAGGCAAAGCCCUAUAUAUGAAUUAUUUUCCUACAACACCACGUCCCAAAGUGUUUUAUUUCUCUUACACUACAGUGAUUUGCCAAUGAUUACAAUUUGUAAUUUAUUAAUGAACAGCAUUUCGUGGUUUUUAACCAUUUAAAGUGAAGUUUAAUAUUGUGGAACGUCUAUGAGCCAAGUUAUCACUUACAUUGUAGCAGUUAUAAGUAGCCGUUCCCUCACCAGCAUCUUUGUACUUUAUUCCUGAAGUUACUAAGAUUUAAAAAAACACAACUUUUGUUACUGAGAAACCACAAAGCGCAGAUCCUGAAGUCUUUUUCCACAGCGGAAAACUUACUGACCUAUACAAAGCACCGACACUGGAGAUUCCUUCCAUUAUUGUUAAACAAACAUCUACUUACAAAAUGCUUCACCAGAUCAAUGAUGUUUUUCGUUGUUAAAUGUCAUUAUUUAGUAAUCUGUUUAUUAUUAGACUUGGAUUAUGUGAAGCGUCCACCAACUCCCUGGAAAUAAGUUGUUACAAUAAUGGUAAAUUAUUUAUUUUUUUAAUUUAGAAUGAGCACGUUAAUAUCAGCCUAUCAUUUAAAUUACUGCCUGAAGUACCAUUAGAUCUGCGGUCAUAGAAAAUUAAUCCAGACCUUCAGAUCUGAGAAUUCUACAGCAUUGUGGUAUAAAAGCAAGCCUGGCCUUCAUGAAAAAUUGACAUCCGCUUGCAGGGCUUCCUUUGUUAC